Messenger RNA from Abrus precatorius (Indian licorice), 3810 nucleotides. RefSeq lists its product as uncharacterized. Lineage: Eukaryota; Viridiplantae; Streptophyta; Magnoliopsida; Fabales; Fabaceae. The record is from RefSeq and is a predicted model, not a curated record. Bases 195 to 3404 code for a protein of 1069 amino acids. The transcript has 20 exons.
AGUAUCAGUUGUAAUGUGUGUUGUAAGUUCUGACAGAGUUUGAAACGGCAGGACGGAGGUACACUUUUACAGGAAAAGAAAAAAGAAAAAGGAAAAUGAAUUUGUGUUCCUUCAAUUCAAUCCUACCUGACACAAUCACGUGAUCUACCACAUCCAACAUAGUCUCCCAUGUUGUCUGACUCACGCGCCAUUUCAUGUUUGGGUUCUCUUUCCUGUUCCCAUUUUACUGCUACUCUACUGCUGUUGUUACAAUUCUCGCUUGUUCUCCAUUACUGUGUGAGGGUUCAACUCUCACUCUCAGAUCUUCUUCCCAAGGAGCAAGGUUUGUUGUUGAAUAUCUUAGGUGGGUUUGCUCUAAAUUUGGCUACAUUGUGCUCUCAUUUUGGGAAUUUCAAGUAAUGGGUAUCAUCUCGCGGACGAUCUUCCCAGCAUGUGGGAACAUGUGUGUUUGCUGUCCUGCUUUGAGGUCAAGAUCACGCCAGCCAGUCAAACGAUACAGAAAACUGCUUGCUGAUAUAUUCCCUAAAUCCCCAGAUGAGACGCCAAGUGAGAGGAAGAUUGUCAAAUUAUGUGAAUAUGCAGCAAAAAAUCCUUUCCGAAUUCCAAAGAUAGCAAAAUAUCUUGAAGAAAGGUGCUACAAAGAACUCAGAUCUGAACGCAUGAAAUUGGUCAAGAUAAUAACAGAAUCUUUCAACAAGUUGCUUUCAAUCUGUAAGGUGCAGAUAGCAUAUUUUGCUGUUGAUGUGCUUAAUGUAAGCUCAGAGCUUUUGAGCUAUUCUAAGGAUGAGACCAUUCAGACACUUGGUUGCCAAACCUUAUCAAGGUUCAUCUACUGUCAGGUGGAUGCUACAUAUACUCAUAACAUUGAGAAGUUGGUGCGGAAAGUGUGCAUGCUAUCUCGGGAACAUGGUGAAACACAUGAAAAGCGCUGCUUGAGGGCAUCGAGCUUGCAAUGCCUUUCAGCAAUGGUUUGGUUUAUGGCUGAGUUUUCACACAUUUUUGCUGAUUUUGAUGAGAUUGUUCAUGCCACUCUAGAUAACUAUGAGUGGAGUAGACAAUGUGAAGAUUCUGUUGUCAGGGCAGAGCCACAUCAUAAUUGGGUGGAUGAGGUUGUUCGGUAUGAAGGUCGGGGUGGUUCAGUUGUUGGUAAUGACAAUCGUUCUAGCUGUGUGAUGAUCCAGCCACGACCUGAAAUAAAAGAUCCUUCUGUUUUGACUAGAGAAGAAAUUGAAAAGCCAGAUAUAUGGGCUCAGAUAUGCAUUCAAAGAAUGGUUGAAUUAGCCAAGGAAAGCACUACUAUGCGUCGUGUGCUGGAUCCAAUGCUUGCCUACUUUGAUUCUAGACAACAAUGGGCUCCUCAGAAAGGGUUAGCAAUGAUGGUUUUAUCCAGUAUGGCCUACUUCAUGGAGAACUUGGGGAAUCAGCGCUUAAUACUAGCUUCUGUGAUACAUCAUCUGGACCACAAAAAUGUCAUGAAUGAUCCCCAACUUAAGACCUGGGUUGUUCAAGUUGCCACAUCUUUAGCUAUGCAAAUUAGAUCAGGGAGAGGGUUGUCAGAGAUUGGUUUUGUUGGUGACCUUUGCAGGCAUCUUAGGAAAAGUCUUCAAGCCUCUGGUGAAUUUGUUGGAGAGCAAGAAUUGAACUUAAAUAUCUCACUUCAAAAUUCCAUUGAGGACUGCUUAGUAGAAAUUGCCAAUGGGGUGAUUGAUGCCCAGCCACUAUUUGACUUGAUGGCAAUAACUCUAGAAAAUGUUCCAUCUGGUGUUGUUGGUAGAGCAACCAUUGGAUCUUUGAUAAUCCUUGCUCGAGCAGUCACCUUAGCAUUGGCUCGAUUACGUUUGCAGCAGGGAUUUCCUGAAACUGUUCUUGUGCAACUCCUGAAAGUAAUGUUGCAUUCAGAUGUGGAGGCUCGUGUUGGAGCACACCUUAUAUUUUCUGUACUUCUUUUUCCGAGUUCCUUCCAUAUGCGUGAAAUUUCUUCUCUGCGGUCCAGAUAUCUAGAUCAACGCAAUAAAAGGCAUUCUCAUACUGCAUCUGCAUCUGCAUCUGCUUCAAUUACAGCUUUACUUGAAAAGCUCCGCAGAAGCAAAGAUAGCACCAAGGCUGAAAAUCAUGGGAAUAUUGUUCAUGAUGGUGGCAAAGAAAGGGAUAUAAUGGUAGAAGACUGGAAGCAGGGCUAUGGCCUAAAGAAUUCCCCUAACUUUUACAAACUUAGCUCUAUCAUUGAUAGGGCUACAGGAUCACCAAGUUUGACUGACACAGAACCAUACGUUAUGAAACUUAGUGAAGAUCAAAUGGCCCAUCUGCUCUCUGCCUUUUGGAUUCAAGCCAAUCUUCCGGAUAAUUUGCCUUCAAAUAUUGAAUCUAUAGCUCAUUCAUUCAUAUUAACACUAAUUGUUUUACGCAUGAAGAACCUGAAAGACAGAGAUAACCUGGUAAUCCGGUUCUUCCAGCUUCCUCUGUCUCUCUGGACUAUGUUGUUGGACCAAAGUAAUGGAAUGAUGCCCCCAGCAGGUCAGAGGUCUGUCUUUGUAUUAUCUGCUGGCAUGUUGGUGUUUGCCUGCAAAAUAUACCAGAUUCCCGAUCUAAAUGAUGUUUUUGCAUCAUUAGCCAUAUCUGAAGUUGAUCCAUUCUUGGGUAUCAGUGAUGAUCAUCAAGUAUAUGCUAAGAUCCAAGUGGAUGUGAGGGAUUAUGGUACUGCUGCUGAUAAUCAGUCGGCUAAUUCAAUAUUAUCAGAGUUACGGAACAAAAUACGUAAUUGUCACCAGACCAUAAAGGAAGUGUUGGUUCAUCAUUUAGCCAACUUUACUGAGCUGGAUGCAGAUGAAUUGGCUAUGCUACUGUCAGAGACAUUCAAGCCUGAUGAAGAAUUUGUGUUUGGUCCACAGUCAAUUCUUGAUCAAAAUCAAAUGAUUUUCCAUUCUCAGGAGUCAUUGUCAUUUGAUGGGGAUUUUCCCUCAAAUUCAGCAGGUGAAGAUGACACAAUUAGUGAAGCUUCUGUCUCUGACCUUUCUCGAUUUAUGCCAAAGAUGCCUGUAUCCCCUUCUUUGCCUCAUGUUAUCAGCAUUGGACAACUUAUGGAAUCGGCGCUAGAGGUAGCUGGUCAAGUGGCUGGAACGGCGAUCUCCACUUCACCCCUUCCAUACAAUACAAUGGCUAGCCAGUGUGAGUCACUUGGAACAUGUGCAAGGAAGAAACUUUCAAAUUGGCUUGCCUUUGAGAAUCAUUUCAGUCAAGCAGCUGAUAAAUCGUUUCUGGCAAUCGCUGACAUUAGUAACUCUGCACUUGAAAAGGUAUCAAAUGGUGGUACUGGGCAUACCCAGUUGCCAAGGGACACAGGACUAGCCAUGAGGCUGCCUCCUGCUAGCCCAUUUGACAAUUUUCUCAAGGCUGCUGGGUGUUAGAUUAGAUGUUUCAUGGUUACACUUACAUAUGCUAUGUUAAUCUUUGUAUAGCUCUAAUGUUAAAUAUUCUUCCAGACAUGAGUUUCUAGGAUGUUUAUUAGUCCUUUUUAGGACUAGUAGGUAAAUCUCAGUGCUUUGACUUGUGUAAUUGUAGAACGACAAUUUCUCGACUUAACUGUUAAAAGACAUUACGGUAUCUGGAAUCCAGUACUGUUUGAGGUGGGCGCAGUGCUGCACGCCUCAGCAACCUUAAUGUUUUGGAGUCAAUUGAAUUGGCAAUUUGCUGCUGUUUGAGUCUCUGUAAAUCCAGUGUGUUAGUGGCACUGCUAAAUUCUGUGGUGUGCACUAACUGUACGUGGAGGGUUAUUAUUGGGUGCACGUGUUGCAUAAGUCAAUUUUGCCAGUA